AACGGAACUCCAACGGUCAGAAAAUACCCUCUCCUGCAAACCCUAGAUUAAACCUAACCCCGAAUCAAAACCCACCACAAUUGUCUUCGAUUUUCCUUCGAUCUCGCUUGAUUUCGAGACUAAAGACAAUCUAAGAACGGAUUUGCAGUAUUAAUCGAAGGAAUUCCAAAUUCGACGGCGGGAAUAAGACCCGGCGGGAUAGCGUAGGGCACUAAAAGCCGGAAUAAGACCCAGGAGAGAAGUGACCGCCUCUCCACGAAAUCCAAAUUCGACGCUAUCCUGACGGCUGCGUCUCCUUCUGGGUCUUAUUCCGGCUUUUAGUGAACUACGAGACUGAUGAGAGAGGAAUAUAUGGAGCCAAGUGGAUCUUUUGGUCCAAAUCAUUUACUUAAUAUCCCUCUUUUUUAUAUGUUUUUUUUCAUCAUGAAUUGUAUAAUUUGGCGUAGAGUAGAUCCAGACUUACUUUCUAUUUAAUUUGCACUUGAUGCACACUCAACAUAGAGUUAGUUAGUGAGGUCUCAAUAUGCAUGGCAAAUAAUGUCACUACAUGGUUUAACUAAGAUUUAAAAACCUGAGUUUGAGAGAUGAUAUAACUACUUAAGGGAUCAUGACUUCUUAGAAUAACCUACUGGUAUCCUUAAUGUGGAUUGAAAAACUUUAUUGUUAUAAGGAGGAUGGCUGUAGAUUGUGGAGGUGUGCUGGAUAUUCUUUGUUAUUACAUGUUUGGGAUUAGUAGACUUUAUGAAGUUCGGUUACAGAAAUCUAAUGAACAGUUGACAAUUCAAGUACAUGUUAGUCUCUAUUAAAGUGGUCAUUUUCUUGCUAGUGAUCUGGGGAUUAACCACUUGUCCUGUUGCUACAAUACUAAGGCUCUUAAUUGUUGGGAUUAGCUGGGAUUGCAGUGUUUUCCUCUGCAAACCUUUCUCCAACUACAUGGCGGUCUUCAAUUUCUUAAUGUCUUCUUUUUGUCUCCUUAGUGAUACCAAAUGUCUCUCAAAGUUUGUGACUUCAUCAUUAGGAGUUGGAAACCCUAAUUUCAAAUGAGACAAUGAGACAUAUACCCAUUGUGGAGUUGGGGUUAGGUAGGCAUAAAGGAAAAAUAUUGUGAGCCACGCCAAUCUCAAUAAUUUAGAAUUGGACCUAUUGGUAUUGUGCUAGUUGACACAGUGGUAUUCCUUUAAUUGCUAGUGGAAGAUUACUCUUUUUACAGAGAGAUAGACGUGUUUGUUUAGCUUGAAAACUUGUUCAUUAUAUUUCUUUACAUCUGAAUUUAUUAAGUCUUAAAUUCCAAAUAUGCGAUAGGAAAAAAAAAAAAAUCAAGCGUGCUGCCACUAUAUACAAGCACCCCUUAUUGCAUUAAAGUUUUUAGGGCCUGUCUGGUUUAGUUUGUGAGAGCUUUUGUUUUUUUAGUACUGUUAUAAGUAAUAAUUUUAAAUUUUUAUUGGAGGGAAAAUUUAAAAGUUGCUUUUAGAGAUAGGAAAAAAUAAGUUAAAAAUGAGUAAAAAUGGAAUUUAUAAAAAGUUUGGAUUUGAAAAUUUUGAGUUUUUAUUGUUUGAGAUCUUUUUAAAGUUAAAAAAAAAAAAUAAAAAUGUAAGUUUUUAGGAGAGAAUUUAAACUUAUGAAAUAUGAAUAAUAUCAAAAAACUGAUUUAAAAGCUUACCUAAACAGGCGCUUAAUCUACUCGUGGUAAACUGGUAGAUUGUUCUUUGAGUUUGAUAACCUAGCAGAGGUUAUAUCUUGAUCCUAACUCGGAUUAUUAAAUCUUGGUUUAUUAAUUGGGCCAUAUAUUGACAUAAAUAGUUAGUUGGAUCAUGUGCUUAUUGGGACUAUGAUUUUCUUGUACCUAUUGGAUUCUUAUU
Messenger RNA from Rubroshorea leprosula, 1859 nucleotides. Lineage: Eukaryota; Viridiplantae; Streptophyta; Magnoliopsida; Malvales; Dipterocarpaceae. The record is from the annotation of a GenBank genome assembly.